Messenger RNA from Rhopalosiphum maidis (corn leaf aphid), 879 nucleotides. Its product is annotated as CBL-interacting protein kinase 1-like. Gene Ontology annotation, biological process: protein phosphorylation; intracellular signal transduction. Gene Ontology annotation, cellular component: cytoplasm. Gene Ontology annotation, molecular function: protein serine/threonine kinase activity; ATP binding. The transcript is spliced from 3 exons. The record is from RefSeq and is a predicted model, not a curated record. The coding region runs from base 1 to 879 and encodes 292 amino acids. NCBI's taxonomy places the organism in Eukaryota, Metazoa, Arthropoda, Insecta, Hemiptera, Aphididae.
AUGGAAACGGCCACUAUAAUAGAAAAUAGAACAACUACGGCGUAUAAUUCUCAGAUAAAGGUGUAUUUUAAAAAUACCAUCGGAAAAGGCACAUUUGGGCAAGUCAAAUACUGUGUGGCAAAGGUAAAUAACAAAACUAUUGGUUUUGCAGUAAAAAUCAUCGACAAAAAAUCUUCAGUUUUUCAAUGCAACAAAUCAAUGGUAAAACGUGAAAUUAUGAUUUCAAAAAAAGUUGAUCAUCCAAACCUAAUAAAGUUCAUUAAAAUUAUCAUACAUCGUCAUUACGUCUACAUGUACAUGGAAUACUGCAAAAAUGGCGAUAUGUGUAAAGUUGUUAAAAAGUACGGUCCUUAUGUGGAAUAUGAUGCAUGUUUUCUAUUUUCUCAAAUCGUCGCAGCAAUCGAGUACCUUCAUAGCCUGGACAUCGCGCAUAGAGAUCUUAAGCCAGAAAACAUAUUACUGAAUCAUCGAAAUGAAGUAAAAGUGGCCGACUUUGGGUUGUCAAAUUUUUGCAGAGAAUCGUUCAGCAAUAAACGAACAUUGUCGCUAACUCGCUGCGGUACAAGGAUGUUUAUGCCACCGGAAGUACUAAUGAAUUACAAUCAUAACGGAUAUAACGCUAAAUUCUUCGAUAUUUGGUCAAUGGGAGGCGUGCUGCAUUAUAUGUUGACCGGCCAGGUGCCGUUUGACGACGGCCGUACUAAACAGAUUGUCGCGCAACAGGUGUCGGGCGACAUUGUUCUCCUCCGACCGAUGUACAGGCGAACCGUUUCCUCGCCGGCCAAACGGCUUGUACGGCACAUGCUCGAACCAGACGUACUAAAACGGGCACGCAUCGCUGUCAUCAAACGAUCAAAAUGGAUGACGAUGAUGGCUUGA